UUUUCUUAUUUUACUAGUGUUCUAUUCCAACAUUUUGUAUGUAUUAUUUAUAGCAGCGGGAAAGAAGUUAAUGAUAACAAAAUUCCUGCGAAAAAAAGAAAAAGUAAUAUUGCUUUUUUUGCGUGCGAGCAUUAAGGGCAACAAACACUUUACGAUUCGCGGAAAUUCGCAGUAUGAUCGCGGAAUACCCGAAGUAAUUAUUUGCAGGUUGAUGACUUCGCUCUCGUCGCUAAGACCGUUCGGCAGCGAAAGGUGAUUUUUAGCGUGACUAUUCAUACAAUAAUACCACUGUUCAAGCGAGUUAAUGCGCAAACAUUUCGAAUUGGAUGAAUUUCCACCACAUCUUCGUGAAGAUAGAAGAGAAUUUCAUCUUAACAUAGCUUGACCGUUCUACUCAUACAUGGCAAUCUAUUGUCACCCGUCACGGCCUCAACGCCUUAACUCCCAUCAGUUUCUAGUACAACGGCACCGAUACUAUUGAUACUUGUUAAUUCCCAUCGCUGCUAACUAUGACAAUCAUUAUUCCGAGUGCAAGGGGUUAAGCAGCACCGGCGCGACAACGCAUUAAAUGCGGGCAACGGUUGCACAACAAAGUGGAAUCAUCGCAGAAGGCAUGCACGAUCUGGUCUUUACGCGUGCUCUCGUGUGAGGCAUGCGUGCAAGCUCUUCCAUAUAUAAAUACUCGUGUGCCAGUAGGAAAAUCUCAGUCGACCGAUACGUGGUGCCUGUAGUUCUCGUCGCUCAUCAUCAAGUCAUCUUCCUCCAGAGGAGAGCGAACCCACCAGGCUCACCACGUGAUUCCUUCGUAUUACUUCCUUAAAAAGACAAGGGCCUAGAAUACGGAUAAAGGAAGACAAGAAGAAGUAGAAAAAGAACUUCAUCUUGAAAGCGAUCAACCAUCUUCUUUUCUUGAAAGAAUAGCUUUUUGCAGAAAGAAGCAGAAGAAAAAGAAAAGGAAAGCGGAAAGAGGAGGCGUAGCGACUGUGAUGUUAAAAAAACGAAAUGUUGAGAGAAAGAAGCAGCUACGGAGGAUAAAUAAAACGAAGUAGAAAAAGAAGAAUUCUUCAUUUUUCUAACGUCCUUACUGCAAUUUCAAGCUACAGCUACAACUUUAAUUUAGUGAUCGUUUCCAAGCUAGUGGUCAUUCGUGAUCAAUAUCAUUAGUGAUCUAUUACGAUUUACUUUUUGCAUAUUAAUAACCCAUUGUGAUUAAUAUGUUGCAUCGAAAGACUUAAGACUUUGGGUCAGUUUUCGAGUCAACGAUACAAGUCUCCCAAUCGAAGUUUUGAGUUAUUUUUGUUUUUAUCAAUUUCUUUUACUGGCGAACCAGCCAGUAAUCAACAGAACCAACGAUGGGAAGAAGACUAACGAGAGGAUUGUUUUUAAUGCUAAUCUUGACGAUCAAUCAGAUGAUGCUGGCACCAGCAAGUCAUCCUAGCGAUCAGCAGCACUCCGCAGCGAGAAGGAUUCAUUUAAUGACCGCUUUGGAAGCCAGCAGAAAUUUUACUUGUAAGACACCUCAGUUAAGGGCUUACAACCUGAGGGACCUGAUGCAGCAUUUACCAAGCGAAAGCGUGAGGCAGCCGGUAUAUAUUGUGUUGAAGAGAUGUGACAGUCAUUCAGGCUGUUGCCUUAGUCCUGAUCUCAGUUGUGCACCAGUGGACUCAUCGAUCUACUACGAAGAGCUGGAGAUCGAGGUGCGGAGUUUGAUAACAAACAGUAGAAGGAAAGUGUGGAUUAAAGUCGAGCAGCAUGGCAAAUGUAGUUGCAAACUUAAUACCAGUCAGAGAGACAAUGAGCCACCCAGUAUAGAGAUUCUUUGAUUUUUCAGAGGUCCUUGGGACCUUUCGAUUCAGUAUUGAACCAAGAUGGAAGAUUCAGGAGUGCGACAAUAUCCCCAGAGCUCAGCUGGUUUUUCUAGUUAUUGUCUGUGAAUAGUACUGUGACUCAGUGAAAGACCGAAUGUUAAUUGAAAUUAAUUAACUUGGACAAAAGCUGUUUGUUGUUCUCAUGUUAUUGAUUAACGCGUUCAAGGAAAAUAUAGACACGAGAUACAUUAGUUAAUUUAGAAUCGGUAUAAUGCCUUAAACUUCUAACAGUGGACAGUGUUGUAGGCAAUGUUUCGAUGUAAAAUAGUUUAACACAAAGUAUGAAGGAACUUUUCCGGUUGUAACUAACGAAAAAUUGACAUUGACUAGAUUGGGAUUCAAUUUUUCAGGUCAGUUAAUACUGGCUUGGCAUCUCCCGUCUUUAACUGCAACUGCAACGAAGAAAAAAUGUUGAUAUAAAGUUAAUUAGCAAAUUACUACGCUACAUAUUUGGAUGUUCAGAAUUGGGAAGAAUUAAUGGAGAACAUAGAUUAUUAAGAUAUGAAAGAGUUCAAUAGAUAAUGAAUAAUUGUGAACAAAUAUAAUCUAGAAAAUACUUCAAAGGCUGAAUAUAAAGUGAAGUAGAAGUUGUUGCUUGUAUAACGGAUGAAAAGUGAAAAAGAAUAUUCCACUAGAUAAAGAUUUAAGUACAUUAACUUUGUAUAUACGUGUAGGUAAUUUCUUCUUUCUUAAGAGAUAAUCUCGAUUUUCCAUUCGUUGGAAAUAUGUCGUAAGAUAUCUCAUCGUGAUAUCUUUAUUGAAAGGGUGGGAGAGAGAAAGAGAGAUUUUUAUUGUACAUAUAUUUAUCUCAUAAGUGAUAUCUUUCAACACGUUUAAUAGGCUUUUUCAAUCGUGCCAUUCUUUUUUACGUAUCAUAAAUUUAAGGGAAAAAAUGUGAAAGUAAUAUUAUAGAAUAGAGGAAAGAGAGAUUUGUGAAGCAUCCACGCAGAGGAAAAUGUUGAAAGAGACUAAAUACGUCAGCUCUUCCUACUUUAUGCCCCGUAUAUACUUCGGAAAUGAAGUAUUCUACAAUAAAUAUAAUCAAACAUAAUAACGUAAAGGCACAUUCAGUAAAUGCAAUCAUAAUUUAUCUGCCUCAUGAAAUGUGAUCGUGAACAUUUUAAGGCAUUUAUGAAUAUCUUUUUACCAAAAACUAUUGUGAUAAUGAGAUUAUAUUAAUUUGUGAUUAUAACACGACGCUUUUCAAAAUGCGAUCCAUAUGAAGCGGCGAAUUUAACGCUAAACGCUUGUCAGAUUCGCGGUUUAUUUCUAACGUGAUCUUUAUAUUAAACUUAUAGCACCAAACUGCGAAACUGACUGCCACGUUUAGAGCUAAAUAUAACAUCACCGUUGUAUUAGCUAGUAAAUGCGAAUGCUGUUCGUGCGUUAAACAUAAAGUUUAUAGUAGUUAAACGAAUUCCAGGCGCGGUAAAAAUAACGCGCUAUGCGAUUACAUAUAAAUGAUUCUCUAUAUAUACAGUGUCACAAAGUUAUAAAUGUAUAUUUUCAGUUAUAUUUGAAGUUAGAAAGAACUUACACUUAUAUAAGUGAAGUAAAAUAAUCAUCUUAUUAAGUUGAUUAACAUUUCUUGACAUUAUAGCUGAUAUGAAAAGGAUCAUUCUACGAUUUAGCGUAGCAGUAUCCUGAUAUCAGUUAUAAAUUAAACGCAUUUUGUAAUCAUUGUGUGCUGUAAUUAACUUAUUUAUUAAACGAGUAAACUUUCAUUGAAAAGUAGUAGGAUAAGUUACUACAAGUAAAUCAAUAUGUGAUCAAAAUCAAUCAAGAUGUCGAAAGAAUUCUCAACAGUAUUCCCGUAGUGUCAAAUUAGCAUUGUUUAGUUAAUCAAAUGUUAUCUAAUUUUUAUACUAAUUAAUUUAUGUAUUGACUAAUUUAUAUUAAGUGUGAAAAAAGUGACAGAAAUACUUAUAAAAAUAAAUCGCAACUUUGGCUAUUUUUAUACCAA
This is a messenger RNA of Harpegnathos saltator (Jerdon's jumping ant), 3831 nucleotides long. RefSeq lists its product as uncharacterized. Lineage: Eukaryota; Metazoa; Arthropoda; Insecta; Hymenoptera; Formicidae. Gene Ontology annotation, cellular component: membrane. Bases 1353 to 1823 code for a protein of 156 amino acids. Gene Ontology annotation, biological process: hemocyte migration. The record is from RefSeq and is a predicted model, not a curated record. The transcript has a single exon. Gene Ontology annotation, molecular function: growth factor activity.